AUGUCCAUAUCCUAUGAGGAGCUGAUCGCUCUGCGCCGUGCUCAGGCGACCGAGAAAAAGCGGCCUCAACAUCCGGCGUACGACCCACCGCAUCCGACGCUGCCAGCCUCCUCCCCUCCACGAGGUGCCGCGCACCCAACUAACAGUUUACACGGACGCCGCUACCCUGCGGCUGCUGCCGCACCAACACCGUCUUCCACCAAAUCAGCGACACCGUCCUCGCUCUCGGCAGAGACGACGAUAAAGAAGGCGGCCAAAGCGCUCGAAGCCUCGCCUGUGCCGAAGGAGCGAGAGCCAAAGGUGAUGGCGCCGGUGCAGCACGUGCGGGGCGAGGUGUCACGGACGGAGCUGAUCCAGCGCAAGCGGGCGCGCAUGGACGCCGCGGCGACGCUGCCAGAACUGCUUCUCGCACGUGGAGUGCAGCUGCCCGCUAAGAUCGACGGGAGGUUUACGGAAGACUACGCCAGCGGUGAUGUUCUGCUCAGCACUACCUCAGCUGCUGGCGAGUACGCCUCCUGGCUGCCGCUUGAGGCGAUGGAUGACGACCACCGGUACGAGGAGCUGACAGCCGUGGACUGGGCCGCUCGCAUCGAAGCCGCCGCGCCGACAGGGCUGCCGUGCCUCUUCUGGAAGGCCGCUCAAUAUCAGCACCAGGGCAAGGGCGAAUGGGCGCGUGGGCACGUGACUGAGGUGGACGUGGCAACGGAGAUGUACCACGUCCUCCCGUGUGUGGAAGGCGCAUCCGCGAUGCCGGCGACGCAGCACAGGCGCUCCGACACUGCAGAGGGUGGCAGCGUCGCUGGAAGCGUAGGCAAGCCUGCCGCCCAGGUGCUGCCGCGCGUGUUUGUGUGCUUUGAGGCGGAGGACGUGGUGAACUUUGCGGACCGCUUCGCCGCCGCCCACUACCGCAGGGCGACGGCCGAGGCGGCGUUGCGCCUGGAGCUGUACGUGGACUCCAUCCCCGUGGACGAGUACGCCUCCCUCGACCCACUCGUGGGGAACCGCGUGCGGGUUGCCGCGCUCAGCACACCGGCGCUGGUGGAGGGCGAGUCGAACCUGAACGUGGCCGGUGCGUUGGAGGAGGUGCGAGCGGGGUACAGCCGUGUCAUGAACGCCGACCUUUUCCGCCACACGACGCACUCCGGUGGACUCGCCCAGCUCAUGGGGCCCAUCGUGGCGCCGUCCUACACGGCCUCCUCCGCCUCCCCCCUCUUCGUCGACGAGGAAGCGCGGCCUGUCCCGGUUUACGGAGUCCAGCCGGGCCGUGUCGCACGUUUCGCCGCCACGGUGCAGGCCUUCCGCGCGCAGUGCUUUUGGCAUGCAUCGCCGGUGCUCACGGACCUGACGCGUGCUGUUGCCACUGCGGACGACGCCCUGCUCGCCCGCUGCGCCUUUGUGCUCUACUCCGCGACGGAGAUGAAGCGCCCCAUCGGUUUGAUGGACCUCGAGGAGGUGGAGACAGCAGCGGUGCGCGAGUCCUUUCUGUAUGCCCGAGACACCUGGUUGGCGCAGACGACCGCGCUGGUGAAGCGGACGCUGACGCCGCUGCCGGCCUCCGCGCCGGUCCACCUGCUGCAUUACGACGCGACCCAGUACACGGGCUGCACAACGGAGCGCUACUUGCGGCAGCUGCAGUUCCACAUGCAAGACGCACUGCAGCACUACUUAAUCAGCUCGCUGGAGGCGUUUGUCCGCUUCGUCGAGCACGCCAGCGACAAGGCGGUGGUCGUGCGUGGGAUGGCGGACGUCGCAGUCACGCGGGGGGCGCACCCCGCCUCAUGCGACCGCUUCGGCGCCGAUGACCGCAUCACGGCGAAAUUCCUCGAGGCCCCGCCGUAUCCCCUGCCACCGCUGCUGUCGGUGGUGCUGCAGUGCGUGCACUCCGCAGAGGAGUCCCCGGCGCAACCCACCGCGGCAGCGGACACGUCGUCUGCUCCGCCGUCACCACAGUCGUCGGCCAAGCCCGCCUCCACCGCCGUGAAGGCGGUGACCUUCACGACCCGCUUAGAGUACAGCUACACGGUGGACAAGAUGCGCAUCACCCUGCGCAGUCUCCUCACACGGUGCCUCACCCAGCACAGCAGCCUGCGCACGGUGGAGCGGGCCCUGUUUAACUUCCUGUACGAAACAACCACCGCCUUUUUGGACGUUCCAACGGGCAGCUGCCCACUGAUGGAGUCGUGGACACGGCGACUGGAUGCGGUACUGGAGCGCGUGGAAGCCUCCAUGGCGGCCUACAAGGACACCUUCUCCCCUCUUGCUCCGGUGAUCCAGCUGGACAUCGAGGCGUACAUGCGCAGCUUUGACGAGCAGUUUCCCAGCACGCGCGGCGUGGAGGCGGAGGUGCGGCGGCUUCUCCACCUGCAGCAGCAAGUGCUGGACUCUAUUCCCCUGUCCAUGGAUUUGGGCAUGCUGCAGGUGGAGUGUGCGGAGCUGCGCCGCUUUCUAUCGAAGAAGUGCGCGCAGGCGUCGUCGCGGGUGCUGGAUGUCAUGGCGGCCCGCGCGUUUCAGAAGGAGGUCGAGGUGUGCGAUCAGUACAGGGACCUGCACGCGGUGCUGCGCAAAGCCACGGAGACCCCCGAGGAGGUGGUGGCCACCAAGGACUUCAUCAAGACCCUCCCGGAGCGCACCGUGGACCUGGAGGCGGCCAUCGAGGAGGCGAAGGAGAUUCACAGCCUGCUCAACACCUUCCAGCGUCCCCUCUCGGAAGAGGAGUUCAACAAAAAGUGGAAGGCGAUCGGCUGGCCUGGUGAGCUGGAUGACUCGAUCAACGAGCGUGUCGAGGAGCUCGAAGAGACGAAGCGCUGCCUGCUCGCGUCGAUGAACCGGUCACAGGAACUGUUUGAGAGGGAGGUGGAUCGCAUGCAGAAGAUCGUCGAUCAGUACAGCCAACACCGCAACUACAAUCACAUGACUGAAAUUGCAGAGGACGUCGCCAGCGUGCAGGAGAAGAUCGCGCAGCUGCGCAGUCAGGCCAACACCUUCAACACCCAUGAGACGCUCUUUAACAUCGAGAAAACCGACUACUCCGCGGUGCACCAGCUCGCGAAAGACUUCGAGCCGUACGUGAACCUGUGGAUCACCUCCGAGAAGUGGGCGACGGCGACGAAGGCGUGGCACCAGAUGAGCUUCACCGACAUCAACGCAGAGGAGGUGGAGCAGACGGUUGCAGAGACGCUGCGCAUCAUGAACAUGUGCGUGCGCAGCCCCCAACUCACGCCGGAGCUGGCGCAGGUGGCGGAGCAGACGCGGGACAGCGUACAGCAGUUCCGCCCGUUGGUGCCGACCAUCAAGUGCCUGCGCAUGGAGGGCAUGAAGGAUCGUCAUUGGAGUCAGCUGUCGAAGGAGGUCGGGUUUGAUGUUGAGCCGGGCGUCACGGUGGAGACGCUCAGCGACGUGGAGCGGCUGAACUUGCCAGAGCACAACGGGGUGCUCAUGCGCAUUUCAGAGGUGGCUGCGCGCGAGUACCACAUUGAAACUUCGCUGGAGAAGAUGCGGGCGGAGUGGGCGGACAUGCGAAUGGGCGCGAUGGCGUACAAGACAACCGGCUGCUACAUCAUCAAGAAGGACGUCGUCGAUGCCACGCAGGAGAAGCUGGAUGACCAGACGCUGCUCACGCAGAGCCUGUCCUUCUCUCCCUUCAAAAAGCUCUUUGAGGAGACAAUUGCGGCGUGGGAGGGUUCGCUGAAACUGGUGCAGGACGUCCUCGAUGCAUGGCUGCAGUGCCAGAAGUCGUGGCUCUACCUCGAGCCCAUCUUCCAGUCCGAGGAUAUCUCCCGCCAGCUUCCGUCCGAGUACAAGCGCUUCCAGCAGGUUCACAAGAACUGGCAGUUCCUGACAAAUGAGGCGCACCGCAUCGACCUGACGCUAGACUUCUGCACGCGGACGGAGCGCUGCCUCGCGUUGCUGCGGGAGAACAACAACACACUGGAGAUCGUCGAGCGAGGGCUGAACCAGUACCUCGAGAACAAGCGCGCCUCCUUUGCUCGCUUCUACUUCCUCUCCGAUGAUGAGCUGCUGACCAUUCUGUCGGAGGCUCGCGACCCGCAGAAGAUCCAGCCGCAGUUCCGCAAGCUCUUUGAGAACAUCGCCCGCAUCGACAUGCGCAGUCCUGACAAUGAGAUGUUCGGCAUGUACUCGCAUAUGGAGGAGUACAUCCCGUUUGUGCAGUCGGUGCUGCCGCGCAAGUACGUCGAGAACUGGCUGACAGAGAUUGAGACGAUGAUGAAGGUGUCCAUUCGUGCGCAGCUCGAGGCGGGGCUGAAGAAUUUCGUGUCGAUGAAGCGGCAGGACUUUGUGCUGCAGUCACCGGGGCAGGUCGCGAUCGCAGUAAACCAGAUCAUGUGGACACAAGAGUGCGAAGACUCGUUGCACAAGCACGGCUCCCUCACCCCCUACGUGGAGACCGCGCAGGAGAAUCUGAUGCUGCUGGUGGAGACGGUGCGGCAGCCGCUGAACAACUUGCAGCGCAUGAACCUGAGCGGGCUGAUCACCAUCGAGGUGCAUGCCCGCGACAUUGUCGAGCAGCUCGCCAAGGCCGGCGUGGACAGCGUGUACGCCUUUGAGUGGGUCUCGCAGCUGCGCAGCUACUGGGAGAACAAUGACUGCUUUUUGCGGCAGGUGGAGGCGCAACUCCGCUACGGCGGCGAGUACCUUGGCAACACGACGCGUCUCGUCAUCACCCCGCUGACAGAUCGCAUUUACCUAACGCUGACGGGCGCCAUGCACAUGUUCCUCGGCGGCGCGCCCGCUGGUCCAGCGGGUACCGGAAAGACAGAAACGGUGAAGGAUCUGGCGAAGGCCGUCGCGAAGCAGUGUGUCGUCUUCAACUGUCAGGAGGGCAUGACGUACGCAUCGAUGGGUAAGUUCUUCAAAGGACUUGCACAGGCUGGCGCGUGGGCGUGUUUCGACGAGUUCAAUCGCAUCGACGUCGAGGUAUUGUCCGUCGUGGCGCAACAGGUGUCGUCUCUGCAGGAAGCGGCGAGGACGAAGCAGUACCGCAUCCCCUUCGAGGGCACCGAAAUUGUGGUGGACCCGUCGUACGCCGUCUUCAUCACCAUGAACCCCGGCUACGCCGGUCGUACGGAGCUGCCGGACAACUUGAAGGUGCUCUUCCGCCCUGUCGCGUGCAUGGUGCCGGACUACGCGAUGAUUGCCGAGAUUCGUCUCUUCUCGUUCGGAUACUCCGACUCGCGCAAGUUGGCGCAGAAAAUGGUCGCCACGUUCCGCCUCAGCUCCGAGCAGCUGUCGUCGCAGGACCACUACGACUUCGGUAUGCGUGCCGUGAACACGGUUAUUUCCGCCGCUGGUCUGAUGAAGCGCGAGCACCCCGAGGAGGCCGAGGAUGUGCUGCUGCUCCGUGCGCUGCGCGACUCCAACGCGCCGAAAUUUCUGGAGGAGGAUCUGCUGCUGUUCGACGGCAUCAUCUCCGACCUGUUCCCCGGCGUCCAGCUGACGCCGGUGGACUACGCGGGCUUCGCGGCCGCCCUGGAGGAGCAGGCCGCAAAGAUGCACCUGCAGCCGACGGAGAUGUUCGUGAAGAAGUGCGUGCAGCUGUAUGAGAUGAGCGUGCUGCGGCACGGUCAGAUGGCGGUGGGCCCGACAAUGGGCGGCAAGACCUGCGCCACGCGCGUGCUUCAGGCAGCGAUGACGGAGCUGCGCAAGGCGCACAAGAACCUGCGCUUUGCCGAGGUGAAGACGCACUGCCUCAACCCGAAAAGUAUCACGAUGGCGCAGCUGUACGGCGGCUUCGACGAGGCAACGGCGGAGUGGCGCGACGGCAUCAUUGGCGAGAUCUUCCGCUUCGCCGCGCGCGACACGACGGAUGCGCGGCAGUGGAUCAUUUUCGACGGCCCCGUCGACGCCCUCUGGAUCGAGUCGAUGAACACCGUACUGGACGACAACAAGAAACUGUGUCUGAUUUCGGGUGAGAUCAUCGCCAUGACGCCCUACAUGAACUGCUGGUUUGAGGUGGAGGACCUCGCGGUCGCCUCGCCUGCGACGGUCUCGCGCGCGGGUAUGAUUUACCUAGAGCCUGACACCUGCAUUGGCGUGCGCAACUACGUCCGCAGCUGGCAGCAGUACCGACUGCCCUCUUCGAUGGACCCCUACAAGGAGCACCUGCAGGAGCUGUGCGAGCAGCUCUUCCCCUCGCUCAUUCAGUUUGUGCAGACGGAGGUGAAUGAGUACAGCCCGUCAAGCUGGCCUUGCCUCGUGGUCUCGUGCUUUAACCUCUUCGACUGUUUCAUGGGACCGUACACGCCGACGCGAGCGUACGAGGUGCCGCAGGACAAGCUCGACUAUCUGCGCGAGAUCUAUCUGCAUCUUCUUGUCUUUUCGAUUGUUUGGUCGUUUGGCGCCACCGGCGAUCGCGCGAGCCGGCUGCGCUUUGACAAGUUCCUCCGCGACGAGCUGCGUCUGCGCAACAUCAACAUCGACCUGCCAGUCAUCGGCAACCUGCAGGACUACCAGUUCGUCGUCGAGGAGCGACGCUGGGUUGCGUGGACGGAGCGGUUGCCGCCCUUCACCACGCAGGUGACGCAGCGGAACUUCUCCGACAUCAUCGUCCCGACGGCGGACGUGGCGCGUUACAAGUAUGUGAACCGGCUCCUUCUCGAGCAUUCCUACCACACGCUGUGCUGCGGUCCUACGGGAACGGGCAAAACGGUCCUGAUGCGGCAGCUGCUGAUGCAAGACAUGCCGAAGGAGUGCACGCCGAUCUUUUUCACCUUCUCGGCCCGCACGAGCGCGAACCAGACGCAGGACCUGAUCUUUUCAAAGUUUGAGGUGCGCAAGCGCGGCUCGCCGCAGGUGUGGGGUGCCCCGCUCAACAAGAAGUUCAUUAUUCUCGUGGACGACAUGAAUAUGCCGCUGAAGGAGCAGUACGGCGCACAGCCACCGGUGGAGCUGCUGCGGCAGUUCAUGGACUACCACGGCUGGUACGACACUCGCACGCGUGAGUUCUUCUCGAUUGUCGACGUCGUGAUGGCCGGCACGAUGGGUCCGCCGGGCGGUGGGCGCCACUUCAUCACGCAGCGCUUUCUGCGCCACUUCCAUCAGAUCGCCUUUCCCGAUAUCGAGGAUGACAGCAUGCGGCGCAUCUUUGUGUCCAUGCUCGACAGUUAUUUCUCCCUCUUCUCCGAGGACGUGCGGGCGAAGCUAUCGUCCGUCAUUACCGCGUCGAUUGAGGUGUUCAACGUGGUACUGGAGGAGCUGAAGCCGACCCCGGCGCGGCCGCACUACCUCUUCAACAUGCGCGACCUGGCCAAGGUGAUGGACGGACUCACGAAUGCCACGCCAAACACCGUGAAGUCGGUGCCGGCGCUGGUGCGGCUGUGGCUGCAUGAGGAGAUGCGCACCUUUCAGGAUCGCCUGACUAGUGACGCGGAUCGCAGGUGGUUUCAGGAGCUGCUCGCCAAGCAGCUGCAGAAACACGUGAAGCUGACGGCGGAUGAAGUGCUACAGUCGUCCCGCAAAAAGGAUACAGCCGCAGCAGCAGGCGCGGCGGCGCUCUCGCCGGAAGCAGGCGGCAUGUCCGAGCUUUUAUUCGUCGACUUCAUGGGUAGCAAAGCGGAGCAGCGAGUCUACCAGGAGGCGACGGACUUUGGUGCCGUGGUGAAGAACUUGGAGCAGCAGCUGACAGACUACAAUCAACUGUGUGUGGGCGGACGGCAGCUGGACUUGGUUAUGUUCUCCGAUGCCGUGCAGCACGUUUGCCGCAUCGCGCGUGUGAUUCGGAAGCCCAACGGGCACGCGUUGCUUCUCGGUGUGGGCGGGUCGGGUCGGCAGUCCCUGUCGCGGCUGGCGGCGCAUCUGAAUGAGUACGACCUCUUCCAGGUAGAGAUUUCGAAGGGGUACACGAUGAACGCGUGGCGCGAAGACCUGAAGAAGGUGCUGCAGAAUGUCGCCUUCCACGACAAGCACAUGCUCUUCCUCUUCACAGACACGCAAAUCGUGCAUGAGGGCAUGCUGGAGGAUGUCAACAACCUUUUGAACUCCGGCGAGGUACCAAACCUGUUUGUCGGGCCUGAAUUGGAGGACUUGCUGAACUCCAUGCGGCCUUUGUGCAUUGCGGAGGGUUUGGCACUCGACAAGGUCACCAUCUUUGCCCGGUUCGUGCGCAGCUGCCGCGCGCAGCUGCACAUCGCACUGUGCAUGUCGCCGCUCGGUGAGGUCUUUCGCAGCCGCCUGCGCAUGUUCCCUGCUCUGGUGAACUGCUGCACGGUGGACUGGUUCUCUGCGUGGCCGCAGCAGGCCCUGCGCAGUGUGGCGCACAACUACUUCGCCGCGAUGCCGCUGCUGGAGCACCAGCCGACGGUCGUGGACGCCUGCACGGAGGUGUGCGUGCGGGUGCACGUGAGCGUGGAGGCCAUUUCUGCGCGCUUUCUCACCGAGACGCAGCGACACAACUACGUGACGCCGACCUCCUUCCUCGAGUUUCUCUACACCUUCCGCACGCUGAUGGAGACGCAGACGGAGCGCAACCAAACGACGAAGGACCGAUUUGUGAACGGUCUGGAGAAGUUGCGCGAGACGGAGGAUGCCGUGGCCGGGCUGCAGCAGACCCUCGCGGAGAGUCAGCCCGUGCUGCUCCAAACGAACGAGUCGAUUAAGAAGCUGGUGGUGGAGAUGGAGGUGCAGACCGAGGAGGCGGAGAAGACGAAGAGGGAGGCGCAGAAGGAGCAGGAGGCGGUGGCCACCAUGCAGGCGGAGUGUGCCGCGAUCGAGGGCGAGGCGGAAGGUCAGCUGGCGGAGGCGCUGCCGGAGCUGGACCGCGCCUUGGAAAGCUUGAAGAAUCUCAAGUCAUCGCAGAUUACGGAGGUGGCCGGCUACAAGUCUCCCACCGCGGGCGUCGUAAUGACGGUACAGGGCAUCUGCAUCAUGUUCCAGAUCAAACCACAGAUGCGCGCCGCCAACCCAAUGGAGGAGAAGAAGCCGGACUACUGGGCCACGGCGAAGGAGCAGCUGCUGAACAACCCCAACGCGCUGCUGCAGCGACUCAUCCAGUACGACAAGGAGAACAUUCCCGAGCGACUCAUCCAGGCCAUCAUGCCCCUCGUCUCGUCCGAGGACUUCACGCCGAAGAAGAUCGCCGGCGCCAGUCAGGCCUGUGCGGCGAUGUGCCAGUGGACGCAUGCCAUGGUGCGCUUUCACGAGGUGAACAAGAAGGUUGCCCCACUGCGGGAGCGGCUGGCGGUGGCGCAGCAGGCAAAUCAGGAGGCGCAGGUGAAGCUACGGGAGGCAGAGCAGCAGCUGGCGGAGGUGGAGAAGCGGCUGGCCGAUAUGCAGCACCGCAAAGAGGAGGCGGAGAAGGAGCUAGAGGAGCUGGACCAGAAGGUGAAGCGAACCGCGCUGCGACUGGAACGGGCGGCCAUGCUCAUUGACGGCCUCGCUGGCGAAAAGCGCAGCUGGAUACAGUCCGCGGAGCGCCUGGACGAGUCCGCCCAGUUCCUAGUAGGGGACCUGCUGGUGGCAGCAGGGCAGAUCGCCUACUGCGGCCCCUUUACGGCGAACUAUCGUCAGGACCUGCUCGAGACGUGGGGCAAGGAGCUGAACGCGCGCUCCAUCGUGCACAGUCCACAGUUUUCCAUAUUCCACACCCUGCAGGACGCCGUGGCGACGCGGGAGUGGGUGAUGAACGGCCUGCCGAUGGACACGCUUUCGAUUGAGAACGCCCUCUUUGCGCAGCACGCACGCCGGUGGCCCCUUCUCAUCGACCCACAGACGCAGGGCAACCGCUGGAUUCGCAAGACGUACAAGGACUCGCUGGAGGUGGUGAAGUCGAACCAGAAGGACCUGAUCAAGCGCAUUGAGUUCUGCAUCCGCGCUGGGCGACCGGUGCUGCUGGAGAACGUCGGCGAGGAGCUCGAUGCCAGUCUCAACCCGCUGCUGGAUCGCCAGACCUUUAUGGAGGGCGGCACGGAGAUGAUCCGCAUCUCCGACACGCCCAUCCCGUGGAACCCGCGGUUCAAGUUCUUCAUGACGACGAAGCUGCCCAACCCCCACUACAUUCCCGAGGUGAUGGUGCGCGUGACGCUGCUGAACUUCUUCAUCACUCCGCAAGGGCUGGAGGAUCAGCUGCUCGGCGUGGUUGUCGGGCAGGAGCGGAAGGAGCUAGAGAUGCGGCGCAGCGACCUCAUUCAGAAGAACGCCGCGAUGAAGGCCGACCUUGUCCAGACGCAGGAGAGCAUCUUGCGCAAAUUGAAGGAGGUGAAAGGCGACGUGCUCGACGAUGUGGAGCUCAUCCAGUACUUGAAUGAGUCGAAGGAGAAGACGCUUGAAAUUACGGCGCGUGUGGCGGAGGCCGAGGCGGCCGAGGUGGAGCUGACGGCGAGCCGUGAGGAGUACCGCCCCAUCGCGCAUCACUCCUCGUGCCUGUACUUCUGCUGCUCCACCCUGUCGAACGUGGACCCGAUGUACCAGUACUCGCUUCAGUGGUUCGUGCAGCUCUUCAUCGCGAGCAUUGACCAGGCAAGCCGCUCCGACAACCUCGUGCAGCGCCUUGAAAACCUGAAGGACUACUUUACCUACAGCUUCUACCAGAACGUCAGUCGCUCCCUCUUUGAGAAGCACAAGCUCAUGUUCUCCUUCUUCCUGUGCGUGCGUUUAAAAGAGCAGCGGGGCGAGGUGGACUCGGUGGAGCUGCGCUUUCUGCUGCAAGGACCGGCGCUAGUAGCCGACGCUGCCAACAACCCAGACUCGAGCUGGAUCACGCCGUCGACGUGGAAUGACUUGUGCUACCUUGACCACGAUUUCAGCACCUUCAAAGGACUUCAGGCACACCUGCGUGCGAACCUGGUCCACUACCGAGAGCUCUUCAUGUCGUCCGCCGCACAUCGGCAGCCGAUGGCGGGCGACUGGGCGGCGAAGCUGACCCCCAUGCAGCACAUGAUGUUCCUCCGCUGCGUCCGCCCGGACAAGUUGAUGGAACGGGUGCAGGACUUCGUGACGGAGGAAAUGGGCGCCCGCUUUAUUCGCCCGCCGCCGUUCGACUUGGUCACCUCCUUCAGGGACUCGAGCCCGUCCGUGCCGCUCAUCUUCAUUCUCUCGCAAGGCGCGGACCCCUACGAUGACUGGAAGCGCUUCGCGGAUGCGCAGAACAUGAGCAAGAAGCUGUACGACAUUUCUCUCGGCCAAGGCCAGGGCCCACGCGCGGAGCGGAUGAUGUCGGACGCGAUGGAGAACGGGUCGUGGGUACUACUGCAGAACUGCCACCUGGCGACGUCGUGGAUGCCGACGUUGGAGCGCAUUGUGGAGGGCAUCGCCCCGGCCACGCACCCCAGCUUCCGUCUGUGGCUUACGUCGAUGCCCAACGCGCACUUUCCCGUGGCGGUGCUGCAGAACGGUGUGAAGAUGACGAACGAGCCGCCGAAGGGUAUUCAGGCGAACGUGUCGCGCUCCAUUGCUGCCUACUCGCCAGACUUCCUCGAAGCCUGCCACAAACCCGCCGAAAUGAAGAAGCUCUUCUUCUCCAUGUGCUUCUUCCACGCACUGGUGCAGGAGCGGCGCAAGUUUGGCCCGCUCGGGUGGAACAUCGCCUACGAGUUCACCAGCGGCGACCUGGCGUGCUGCGAGAUGCAGAUCAAGAUGUUCCUUGACAAGUACGCGGAGGUGCCGUACACUGUCAUUCGCGAGCUGAGCGGCAACAUCCACUACGGCGGGCGUGUGACAGACGACUGGGAUCGCCGCACCCUCAACACGCUGCUGGAGCGCUUCGUGACGCCGGACAUCAUGCACGACGACUACCAGUUCUCCCCGCACUUGAAGGAGUACCGGUCCAUUCCCGCCACGAACAAGCAGGGCUACCUCGACUACGUCGCGUCCUGGCCGCUCAACACGAACCCAGAGACCUUCGGCCUGCACGAGAACGCCGACAUCACGUGCGCCCGCACGGAGACGUUUGAGACGUUGCAGGCAGUGGUGCUGCUGCACAGCGAUCAGACUGCCUCGACCUCGUCUUCCUCGACCGCCGCUGCUGCCGUCACGACGCCGGACGACGUUGUCAAGGCGCUGACGGUGGCCAUUCAGGGCAAGGUGGGCAAGCCGUUUGACUUGAGUCUCUUCCGACGCAAGUACCCGACGAUGUACGAGGACUCGAUGAACACGGUGCUCGUGCAGGAGGCGAUCCGCUUUAACCAGCUGGUGGCACUGCUGCACCAAACGCUCGAGCAGCUGCCCAUGGCCAUCAACGGCGAGGUAGUGAUGAGCAAGGAGCUGGAGGACGUCUACCGCUCGCUGUACAACAACCAGGUGCCCACGAUGUGGGCUGACCGCGCGUACCCGAGUCUCAAGUCUCUCGGUGCGUGGGUGGACGAUCUGGUGCGACGGCUGGCGAUGAUACAGGAGUGGUACGACAACGGACACCCCCGCACGUACUGGAUAUCCGGCUUCUUCUUCCCGCAAGCCUUCUUGACCGGCAUUCUGCAAAACUACGCACGCACGAUGCACAUUUCCAUUGACACGAUCAGCUACGACUUUGAGUGGAUGAACACGGACCCGGCCACGGUAAUCGCCGCGCCGGAAGUUGGGUGCUACAUCCACGGCAUGUUCAUCGAGGGUGCACGCAUCGACUUCGACACGCUGACCCUUGCCGAGUCAAAGCCGAAGGUGCUGUACGAGCAAGCACCGAUGCUGUGGCUGAAGCCGGUCAUCAACCGCGAGGCCCCCACCGAAGGCAUCUACGCGUGUCCGCUGUACAAGACCGUCCGACGUGCGGGCACGCUGAGCACGACAGGGCAUUCGACAAACUACGUGCUGACGGCGGAGAUUUUGACCUCACCCGGCGUUGACCCGAAGCACUGGAUUCGCCGCGGUGUUGCACUGGUGUGCGCGUUGAGCACGUAG
Messenger RNA from Leptomonas pyrrhocoris, 12843 nucleotides. RefSeq names its product putative dynein heavy chain. The transcript has a single exon. The record is from RefSeq and is a predicted model, not a curated record. Gene Ontology annotation, cellular component: dynein complex. Gene Ontology annotation, biological process: microtubule-based movement. Gene Ontology annotation, molecular function: dynein intermediate chain binding; minus-end-directed microtubule motor activity; ATP binding. Bases 1 to 12843 code for a protein of 4280 amino acids. Lineage: Eukaryota; Euglenozoa; Kinetoplastea; Trypanosomatida; Trypanosomatidae.